GAAGGAAGGAAGGAGAGGGAUCUGCGGAAGAAAGCCAUUUGGUCAAAGAGUAAGCAGAGCCCUCAACAAGAAGAGAGGCAAGGACAAAGUCACCAUGGCAUCAGUGUCCACUCAGGGGAGCCAAGAGAAAGGUCCCCACUUGCCACCACUGAGCAAGCAGAGCAUGUUGUUUUGCCCAAAAUCAAAACUGCACAUCCACAGAGGAGAGAUAGCCAAGAUUAUUCGAGAAUGUCAAGAAGAAAGUUUCUGGAAGAGAGCUCUGCCUUUCUCUCUUGUAAGCAUGCUUGUCACCCAGGGACUAGUCCACCAAGGUUACUUAGCAGCUAACCCAAGACUUGGAUCAUUGCCUAAACUUGCACUUGCUGGCAUCUUAGGAUUUGGCCUUGGAAAGGCUUCAUACAUAGGAGUAUGCCAGAGUAAAUUCCAUUCCUUUGAAGAUCAGCUGCGUGGAGCUGGUUUUGGUCCAGAGCAUAACAGGCAUUGCCUGCUUACCUGCGAGGAAUGCAAAAUAAGGCAUGGAUUAAGUGAAAAGGGAGAUUCACAGCCUUCGGCUUCCUAAACUGUCUAUGGCUUUUGAGUUUUCUAAACCUCUGAAUUUAUACACAUUUAAAAUUUCAAGAGUACUUUAAAAUAAUAUACUUCU
Urocitellus parryii (Arctic ground squirrel) is the source of this 643-nucleotide messenger RNA. It is a transcript of the gene Ociad2, whose product is annotated as OCIA domain containing 2. Lineage: Eukaryota; Metazoa; Chordata; Mammalia; Rodentia; Sciuridae. Gene Ontology annotation, cellular component: mitochondrial inner membrane. The record is from RefSeq and is a predicted model, not a curated record.